AUCAUCACCUGAGAUGAGCAUGAGUACGCAGGGUCCCGGCCACGAACGGUCGGCACUCAUCCUCUAUGGCACAGAGACUGGUAAUGCGCAGGAGGUGGCUGAAGAAUUGGGCGCCUUGACAGAACGGCUUCGUUUCGCGACGCAUGUUUCCGAGUUGAAUCAGUCAAAGCCCGAGGCACUUCUCUCGUACACGCUGAUCAUCUUCGUGGUGUCGACAACCGGACAAGGUGACCUGCCAGCUAAUGCACGGACAUUCUGGAAAUCGCUUCUACUCAAAAAACUCCCGCCGACAUACCUGAAUGGGGUCAAUUUUGCGACAUUUGGCUUGGGGGAUAGUUCAUAUCCAAAGUAUGUUUCAGUCAGAAUGAAUGCCCCGGUUUCAGCGGAAGGAGAUGCUGAUAACAAUCAGGUUCAAUUGGGCAGCUCGGAAGCUCUACAAGCGAUUGCUACAACUAGGAGCCAAUGA
Penicillium subrubescens is the source of this 466-nucleotide messenger RNA. Its product is annotated as NADPH-dependent diflavin oxidoreductase 1. Lineage: Eukaryota; Fungi; Ascomycota; Eurotiomycetes; Eurotiales; Aspergillaceae. Gene Ontology annotation, cellular component: cytosol. The transcript is spliced from 2 exons. Gene Ontology annotation, molecular function: FMN binding; oxidoreductase activity; flavin adenine dinucleotide binding. The coding region runs from base 14 to 466 and encodes 150 amino acids. The record is from RefSeq and is a predicted model, not a curated record.